Helianthus annuus (common sunflower) is the source of this 2825-nucleotide messenger RNA. Its product is annotated as two-component response regulator-like APRR1. Lineage: Eukaryota; Viridiplantae; Streptophyta; Magnoliopsida; Asterales; Asteraceae. Gene Ontology annotation, molecular function: protein binding. Gene Ontology annotation, biological process: cytokinin-activated signaling pathway; phosphorelay signal transduction system. The record is from RefSeq and is a predicted model, not a curated record. The transcript is spliced from 6 exons. Bases 901 to 2406 code for a protein of 501 amino acids.
CCACGGCUCAAAAUAGCCAAAUAAUACUCUACCCCGGUGCACGGUAGCAUCCGUCACUUAGAAAAGUGAACAUUUUCAGUUAUCUCCACUUCAUGAUCCAACAUUAUUCAACGAUCUCCUUCUUUUCACACUUUUUCACUCUUUCCGGCUGAAUUCUCCGGUGAAAACUUCCGGCGGUAUUCGAGAUCGAGUUCAGGUACCAACGGCUUUCGAUUUUUCUUCCGGUUAAAUUAUACGAGCAUCAAGUGGAUCUACUGUUGUAUCUACGUUUUUCAUGAUGAUAACGUGCGCCGGACGUUAGGUUUAAGUCGGAGAAACGUCAUUUCAACAAGUUUCUGUUGUAUUAUUGAAGUAUUGAUUUACUUAGGUUUUAUUUUUGUUCAGUUUAUUGUGUUAGAACCGUAGUGAUAUGUUGUUAAUGGAGUUUAUCGAGUUCGAAAACGAUAAAUCUAGAUCGUUUACGCAUGAAGAAUACUAGUAUUGAAGUUUUGCUUAAAUUAGGUAUUGUGUGAGAACUCUAGUGAUAUGUUGUUGUUGAAGCGUAUUGAGUUAGAAAACAAUAACUCUUGAUUGUUUACGCAUGAAGUAUAGGAGAUGUUCUGGUGUAGUGGAAGUUCUAUAGUGUUAGAUUCUGUUUUCUGAUAACCGCUAGUUGAAUUUGGGGAUUUAUGGUUGAAAUUAGGUUUUUGUCGAUUUUGAUUGCGUCAGAACUGUUGUUAAUAGAGUUGAUUGAAUUAGAAAUUGCAACUCUAGAUCAUUUACGCACGAAGAACAGGAGAUUUUCUGGUGUAAUGGAAGUUCUCUAGUAUUAGGUUCUGUUUUGUGAUACAUACAUGCUUGUUGACUUUGGGGGUUUCUGGUUGAAAUUAUAAGGAGAGAGUGGUGAGGUUGAUUUGAUUGAUGUGCGAGAUGGAGCCGAGGGGAAUUCCGUUGGGCGGAGGUGGUGGGAUGACUGGGGAUGGGUUUAUUGAUCGCAGUAAAGUGAGGAUUUUACUUUGUGAUAAUGAUUCCAACGCUUCUGGAGAUGUUUUUACUCUUCUUUGUAAAUGCUCCUAUCAAGUGAUUCAAGUGAAAUCUCCCAGGCAAGUGAUUGAUGCGCUGAAUGCUGAGGGACCAAACAUAGAUAUCAUUCUUUCUGAAGUUGAUCUUCCUAAAGCCAAAGGCUUGAAGAUGUUAAAAUGCAUUAUGAGAAAAGAGUUGCAACGCAUUCCUGUUAUCAUGAUGUCUGCACAGGAUGAAGUUCCCCUUGUUGUCAAGUGUUUAAGCCUUGGAGCAGCUGAUUAUCUUGUGAAGCCUUUAAGGAUUAAUGAACUCUUGAAUUUGUGGACACACAUGUGGAGAAGACGACGAAUGCUUGGAUUGACUGAGAAGAAGACGAUGAACUGUGAAUUUGACCUGGUACUUUCAGACCAUAGUGAUGCUAAAACAACUAGUACAGUGUUUUCUGAUGAUACGGAUGAGAAGUCAAGGAAAAGUGCCAAUCUAGAGAUGUCUUUAUCAAUCCAUCAUGAAAAUGAGAUUAAUGUGACGUUAGCUCAUGGUCCUGCAGAUGAACAACUUGUUCGUUUAUCAACUGAUAGAUUUGGUUUGCCAGAAACCAAUGACUAUCAACCAGGUUUUACAGGGAUAUUCGUGUCUAGCCCAAAGAAGAGUAAACUAAAGAUAGGUCAAUCUUCUGCGUUUUUUACAUAUGUCAACAUGAGCAAGCCCACAAGAAACGCUUCAGGGGUUUUAGCAUCUGUUGAUGAAGCUACUCUGCUAUCAAAAGCUCACAAAGAGUCAAGCUUGUGUGGUGACGUGGACAGUCCGCCUGUCAACCUUUUCGCUCAAAAUAUCCCAGAAAAAGCUAGAACAUGUGGCGAGCAUAGGCUUAACGAUACUCAAGGACAUUAUCACACACAAGUUAAGGAAACUCAAUCCCAGAUAGCCGAGUUUCCUAACAGUAACAGUUUUAAUCCACAUUCUGCUUAUCCUUAUUACCAACAUGAAGCAAUGAAUCAGGUUAUGAUGCCGUCAUCAUCGUUAUCAAUGUAUCAUGCACAUUAUCCACCUCAUCACAUGGCUGGAAUGACAUCAUUCCCUUACUACCCAUCGGUGAAUCUUAGCAUACAACCUGAGCAGAUGCCCCACCCAUGGUCCGCGUAUGGAACAACAUCAUCCAAUAAUGGAAAGGGUCAAAGUCAAACCAUUGACCGCAGAGAAGCAGCCUUGCGUAAAUUCAGACAGAAGAGAAAACAGCGUUGCUUUGAUAAGAAAAUCAGAUAUGUUAAUAGGAAAAAGUUAGCUGAGAGACGACCUCGUGUAAGGGGACAGUUUGUGAGGAAGGUUAAUGGGAUAGACGUGGAUCUCAAUGGGCACCCUGUUUCUACCGAUUUUGAUGAUGACGAUGAUGAAGACGAAGAAUGAUGAAUAAGCAGGCCGAGUUCAUUCCAUUUAAUGAUUCAGCAGUUUUUGUGAAUGACUGAAAGUCUGAAAUGAAUGCAAUAUAUGCGAUCUCCAGUGAAAACCGUUGUGUGACCAAAUUGGACUGUGAUUUUUGAUAAAUUAUCAUUGAUCUUUGGUGGCAUGACGGCGGUGGUGUCAUUAUGUCUCAGUCAAGAAGAAAUGCAGCUAAAAAUGGUAAGUUAUAAGUAUCUUCAUGAAGUUUGGAUAGAGAAUCACAUGGUUCAUUGGUUACUGGAGAAUGUAUGUCUGAUGAUCCUUGAAUGAUCAGCUGGUAAUUGUUAUGCUCUUGAAAUCUUGUCUAUACAUUGUUUUAUGGGCUUCCUUUUCUUUAUAUUUUGUACAUUUACAUCAUAUUAAAUGGAAGCUAUUGUUAUCUCCAA